GCAGCCGCAGCAUAACAGGCGCAGGCAGACAGACGCAGCAACAGCAGAAGCCAUGGCAGACGAAAAACCCAAGGAGGGAGUGAAGACAGAGAACAAUGAGCACAUCAACCUGAAGGUGGCAGGGCAGGAUGGCUCAGUGGUGCAAUUCAAGAUCAAAAGGCACACUCCUCUCAGUAAACUGAUGAAAGCUUAUUGUGAACGGCAGGGGCUGUCAAUGAGGCAGAUACGAUUUCGAUUUGACGGUCAGCCCAUCAAUGAAACAGACACACCCUCGCAGCUAGAAAUGGAGGAUGAAGAUACGAUUGAUGUGUUCCAACAGCAAACCGGUGGCUUUUCUCUUUAAAGACUGUUUCCUACAAACAUCCCUACCUCCCCUUUUCAUCCCUGAACAUCUUUGUUAUGCCCAAUCUUCAAAUCUUCAAAUCUUCAUGACCAGUGUUGAUACCAUCCAGUGGAAUACUUUUACAAAAUGCUCCAAGGCAGCGGCACAGUUAAUAGAUUCAUCCAUAAUGUCAUUCUUAUGUUAACAUGUCUGAACUUUGCAGUGUAAGCUGCAGUGAGACUAAUGUGCUGCAGAUUUUAAAAGCUUGCCAUGUUGAUUUUAUUUCUGGAGGUUUUAUAGAAAACUCCUUGGUCCUUUUUUGUUUUUAUACUUAUGUCAUUGAGUUUCUGAUUCAGGUGGAAUUUUAUUGUGUUGUCAAUUAAAGCCUGCAGUUAAAAUUCACAUCUGUUGUUAUGAAAAUGUAUUAUUGGAAUAAAUUGAGGGUUUUUUUUAAACAA
This is a messenger RNA of Trematomus bernacchii (emerald rockcod), 780 nucleotides long. RefSeq names its product small ubiquitin like modifier 2a (gene sumo2a). Gene Ontology annotation, molecular function: protein tag activity; ubiquitin-like protein ligase binding. NCBI's taxonomy places the organism in Eukaryota, Metazoa, Chordata, Actinopteri, Perciformes, Nototheniidae. Gene Ontology annotation, cellular component: nucleus. Gene Ontology annotation, biological process: protein sumoylation. The record is from RefSeq and is a predicted model, not a curated record. The transcript has 4 exons. Bases 53 to 343 code for a protein of 96 amino acids.